AUUUUGAUGGCCCAAAAAGAUCAGCAACAUUUUACAGUGUUUAAAAUCCGUCGUUGUUUCCUGUGGAACAACCAGUACUUCCAGUUGGAUGUCUACCAGGAGCCUGCACCUCCCAGGUGCAAGGGUUUGAUCCUUCUGGAGACAUUCACUACCGAGCGGGAUACACCCACCUUUCCCAGCUUCCUCACCAUUGAGCGGGAGGUGACCAAUGACCCAAACUAUUCCAUGUUCAACCUGUCCCAGAAGGGGGACUUGGUGCAUGAUGUUGACUCUCUGGAUGAUGACUCCUUCGCCUCCUUUGCUUUAAUGAAUCAACCAUCAGCAGAUAACUAA
Molecule: messenger RNA, 333 nt
Organism: Candidula unifasciata
Lineage: Eukaryota; Metazoa; Mollusca; Gastropoda; Stylommatophora; Geomitridae
Source: the annotation of a GenBank genome assembly